This is a messenger RNA of Cynara cardunculus var. scolymus (artichoke), 1463 nucleotides long. RefSeq names its product lanC-like protein GCL2. Lineage: Eukaryota; Viridiplantae; Streptophyta; Magnoliopsida; Asterales; Asteraceae. Gene Ontology annotation, cellular component: plasma membrane. Gene Ontology annotation, biological process: carbohydrate metabolic process; peptide modification. The record is from RefSeq and is a predicted model, not a curated record. Bases 108 to 1367 code for a protein of 419 amino acids. The transcript has 6 exons.
AAACUGUUCUUUAUAACUCUCUCUCUCUCUCUCUCUCUCUCUCUAUAUAUAUAUAUAUAUAUAUAUACGCUGUCCGGAGGGGUCAUCGACGGAAUAGGAAAGGAGAAAUGACAGACCGGUACUUUGAGAAUUUCAUGCGAGAGGAAACAUCAACAGUAGAAGGAGCUGAUGAAGAAGAACGAAGCGUGGGUCUUCAUAAAGAGUCUCAAGAUUCUCUCUUGAAACUUCUUUCUAUGCCUUACCCUACUCUCUCUGCCAGACUCAAAAGUGCCGCUAUAGAUCUCAAACAAACUGUUGUAGGGAAAACAUGGGGGUUCACUCUUGAAAGAAAUCGAAGAAUAAGUGACUUUACUCUUUAUACUGGUGCUCUGGGUACUGCUUUCUUGCUCUUCAAAUCCUUUCAAGUGACUGACAACAGGAAUGAUCUCAAUCUCUGUUCUGAGAUCAUCAAAGCUUGUGACCCUGCUUCUUUACACGCCAGGGCUGUAACGUUUAUAUGUGGACGGGUAGGAGUUUGUGCACUUGGUGCCGUUGUGGCAAAGCAUCAAGCAAAUCAGCAGAUGCUUGAAUACUAUUUGGCCGAAUUCAAAGGGAUUAAAGUAAAUGAAGAUCACCCAGAUGAACUGUUAUAUGGGAAACUUGGAUUCUUAUGGGCAUGUCUGUUCUUGAACAAGAACUUAGGUGAUGGAGUGAUUCCUUCCACCUUCACCCGUGCACUCGUGAAUAAGGUAAUAAAAAAUGGAAGAAAAUUGGGUGUCGGAUCAAGAUGCCCGUUGAUGUUCAAGUGGUUCGGUCAGAGAUUCUGGGGUGCUGCCCAUGGUUUGGCUGGGAAUAUGUAUGUUUUGAUGCAUUUCGACCUGCCGUCAGAUGUAGUCGAGGAUAUCAAGAAGACCCUCAAGUACAUGAUUGAAAACAGGUUCCCUAGUGGGAACUAUCCCUCUUCUGAAGAAGAGAAUACUAGCGACCUUCUUGUACAUUGGUGUCAUGGAGCACCUGGAAUGGCCCUCACCCUAGUCAAAGCGGCUGAGAUAUUUGAUGAUAAAGAGUUUCUGGAAGCGGCCAUUGAUGCAGCGGAAGUUGUCUGGAAACGUGGGUUGCUGAAACGAGUUGGCCUUUGUCAUGGCAUCAGCGGGAAUGCGUAUGUGUUCCUCUCACUUUUCCGCUUAACUGGGAACGUUGAGUUCUUAUACCGGGCAAAGGCGUUUGCUUGUUUUUUACUGGAUAGAGCCGGGAAGCUGAUAUCGGAAGGGGAAAUGCAUGGAGGUGAUAAUCGGUACUCGUUGUUUGAAGGAGUUGGAGGUAUGGCGUAUCUCUUCCUGGACAUGAUUGAUCCUGCUAAUGCUAGAUUUCCUGGCCAUGAACUUUGAAAAUGUAUGUAUACAAUCUGUUUAGAUGAAGAAAACAAAACAGGAAUCUUGAAUGUAUAAUAACUAAGGGCUGUUUACUAAACGCUUACUUGGUAA